AUGCAGAGAAUGUUUCACACCUUCCAGGAAGAAAAGAGAAAGUUUUCGCCUGAUGAUAGAAAUUAUUGGUUGUUUGUCAUCACACUUCGCAGUAAACGAGAUCAGCGAAGCAAACUUACCUUGUUAAGAGAUAAUUACAUCGAGCCCCGAACUCAAGAGCAAAGAAGAGUGCUCGAAGGUCAAUGGACAGCAAUUAUGAAUGCAAUUAGGUGCAAGGCACUUCAGUAG
Molecule: messenger RNA, 228 nt
Organism: Clunio marinus
Lineage: Eukaryota; Metazoa; Arthropoda; Insecta; Diptera; Chironomidae
Source: the annotation of a GenBank genome assembly